AUGCGCAAAAGCGCUUUUCUCCCUCUCUUUUUUCCUUACUUCUUGCUCGUAUUCUUCGUUGUCUUCUUUAUCGUGUUCUCGUCGACGAGAACGACGAUACCUGUUGUUUCUGCGGAGGAUAAAGAACCAUCAUCGUCAGAAUCAUCGCCGAAAUUUUCAACUGGUUUUCCCGACAUUUCUGUCGCGAAACACGCGUCGAAUGAAAACGAACGCCUCGCGAAACUCACCAAUGGACGAAAAAAGUUAAACGUUGUUUUAGUCACGUGCGAAUUCGACGGCCCGACGAACAACGGCGGCAUUGGCACGCAGUUUACCGCUCUGGCAAAAUUGUACGCCAAAAAUGGCAAUUUUGUGACCGUCGUGUUCACCGAAGGCGAGAGGAGUCAAAACAAACCGUUCUCGCACUGGGAGAAAUUUUACCGAGAGGAACACGACAUCGAAUUAGUCGGUUUGUAUCGACCGAACAAAAAUUACAUCGGACGGCAUUUGCUGGAAUCGCACGAGGUGUACAAGUAUUUGAAAACGCACGAGCACGUUUUUGAUGUCGCGCAUUUUCACGAUUACAGAGGCGCGGCGUAUUAUUCGCUCUUGGCGAAGACGCAAGGGUUGUUUUUGAGGAAUUUGUUGAUUGUGGUGCAAACGCACGGGAAUAACAAAUGGGCGAAGGUAGUCGGUAACAACGAGGUUUUAGGAGACGUUGGCGAGUUGGAGAUGGAUUUUAUGGAGCGAAGGGCGGUGAAGUUAGCUGAUUAUGUGGUGUCGCCUUCGAGGUAUUUGUUAGAGUGGAUGCGAAGAGAGUCUUGGGCGGAAAAUACAAACGGAGAGGCGAUUGUGCACCCGAACUUAUUGCCAGAGGAAAGUAGAAAAGGAAGAAAUAGCAUGAGUAGUGAUAGUAUUAGCGAUAAUGAUUAUAGCGAUGAUGAUGAUCGUAGCGCCGAAGAAGUGGAAGACGAGAAGAGACGAAGCGCGGUUAUGGUGGACGAGUUGGUCUUUUUCGGUCGCUUCGAGACGCGCAAAGGCGUGGUCGAGUUCUGCGAUGCCGUGGAUAUUUUGCUCAAAAACGAGACAAUGGCGUCAAUGAUUAGUAAAAUCACCUUCUUAGGACGCGCAGCGUCGGUUUUGGGUCAAAACGGUCACGAGUACGUCAGGGAAAGGGCGAAGAAAUGGACGAACAUGCCGUGGCGGAUUGAAACUAGAUUCGGAAGCAAAGAGGCGAAAGCGUAUUUGAAGAGUCCGGCGGCGAAUAGGAAGGGGAAUAAGAGAAAGCUAGCGGUGUUGCCCUCUCUGAUUGAAAAUUCCCCGUACGCGGUGUACGAGUGCGCGGAACUUGGGAUUCCAUUCUUAGCGAGCGAUGUAGGCGGUACGCGCGAUUUGUUGCGUGAAGAAGAUCGCGCGAUGUCGCUCAUCGGCUAUUCGGAAGAAGACACGUACCACGAAAAAAUGGCGAUGACGGGCGAGCUCUUAGCGAAUAGAAUUCGGGAGGUUUUAGAGAAGGGCGCGUUAAGCGCGCGACCGAGAUACGAUGCGGCUGAAAACGACGAGAAGUGGUUGCGAUGGACGACGCACGUCGUCGUGGAGUACAAAUCGAAACGAGGUGGCUUGAAUUUCGCGAGUAAUUAUCGAGACGAUGAUAACUCCGUUGUUUUCCUAAAAGAUACGAACAUCGAAGCAAAGGAUCUUCCGUUCGUGUCUAUCGUCAUGACGCACUACGAUCGGCCUCGGUUGUGCAAAGUUGCCAUACAAAGCGUCAUCGAUCAAGACUACCCGCACGAGAAAUUCGAAUUCAUUCUCGUGGACGAUAAAUCGCCUUCACACGAAGCGCAACUCUUCCUCGAUUCGUUAGAGGCGGAUUUCAGAAAACGAAAUUGGAAAAUCGUACGGAAUAAGGAAAACGUAUACCUCGGGGGUGCCAGAAACGUCGGUUUCAAACACGCGAAAGGAAAAUACGUCAUGUUCAUGGACGACGAUAACUACGCGAAACCGCACGAACUGCGCACGUUCGUCGUCGCCAUGGAAAACGGCAACGCAGACGUGUUGACCUCCUUAGUUCAAUUCUUCUGGAGCCACGAUAAUCCGUUAAAAGCGAGAGAAAUUGUCGACGAUGAACCUUCGUAUUUGUUCCUCGGCGGCGACGCUGAAACUGGCGCGUUCAAAAACUGCUUCGGCGACGCUAACUGUUGCGUCCGUGCGACGUCGUUUGAGAAAAUCGGCGGAUACACCGAAGACAAACAGAUCGGUUUCGAAGACUGGGAAAUGUAUGCCAACGCAUCCAUGCGCGGUUUCCAAGUCGACAUCGUCCCGGAGUCCGUGUAUUACUACCGAUUCUCCCAAGGCUCCAUGCAACGCACGACGGAUUAUUUAAUCAACCGAAAACGCUCUUUGCGACCGUACUUGAGGACGUUACCGAAGGCCAUGCACUCGAACCUCCUCAAAGCCGCUUUCCCGAAAGCAUCGAACAACAAGAACAAACAAAACAUCGGUAAACCGUCCGGAAUGAUGGCACAAGGCGACGCUCGCUUCCACGGCGUCGACGAAGACACCUUGAUUCGAGAAGGAGAGCGACAAAGAAGAGAGCAGGAAGAAAACUUCGGCCACGUAGAGCUUUAA
Bathycoccus prasinos is the source of this 2607-nucleotide messenger RNA. Its product is annotated as glycosyl transferase family 2. Gene Ontology annotation, molecular function: glycosyltransferase activity. Lineage: Eukaryota; Viridiplantae; Chlorophyta; Mamiellophyceae; Mamiellales; Bathycoccaceae. Bases 1 to 2607 code for a protein of 868 amino acids. The transcript is spliced from 2 exons. The record is from RefSeq and is a predicted model, not a curated record.